UCAAGCAAAAAAUUCUCCCGAGACACGUCGCCGAUAACAGCAUUUUUUUGGUCGUAGCUGGUGUUUUCCGCCGCUAGUAUUGUGAUAUGUGCCUGAAAGACGCAAAAAUAGCAGUCUAUUUGACGUUACUGACGGUAUUUUACUGUACAUCGUAUGCCCAAGAUGCAUGUUCCGAUCUUUUACCAGGACAAUACCGCUGUGCUGAACCUCAAAUAGAUGAGCAAACUCAGGCUGUUGCCAACUGCACACCAGCUGGCAAGUCGAAGAUUGACUGCUAUCCUGUUAAUGGUAUAACAUGUGAUGGGAAAUCGUUUAAUGGAAGCCAAAUUGGUUUUGAAAAACCAAUAAACUGUACAUAUACUAAUGGAUAUUCUUAUACAACAGCACUUGGACUUUCAAUUUUUCUUGGUUGGUUAGGGAUAGAUAGAUUUUAUUUAGGUUAUCCAGCACUGGGAUUAUUGAAGUUUUGCACCUGUGGCAUAUUUGGCUUAGGUGCAUUUUUUGAUUUUUUAUUGAUUGCAUUGCAAGUUGUUCUUCCUGCCGAUGGUUCAAAUUAUGUCAUUGAUCUCUAUGGACCCCGAUUGCGGGAAAUUUCUAUAAAUGCUGAAACUUAUUUUAAACCACAACUUGAAUGAUAAUUUUAGACUGUUUUUGUAUUAUCGUAACUAUAUCCAGAUAUAUGUAUACUCUUAUUUAACACUGUGCUAUUUCUAUUGAUCCUCUUAGAAGCAAUAAUCCAGUAUGACCCAAUUUGUCAAAAUUAUUAAGUGUAACUAGUCAGAAUAUAUCAUUCUGAAGUUAUUCUCCUGUAUUUGACUGCAUACUAAUAUGUUUUCUGUUGUUCCGCUGAGCUAAUAAUAUACCAAUUUAAACUGGCCCUGAUUUGGUUUUCUCAAUUUUCAGUGCUCAAAAUGUCAUUCACUUGACUGAGUUGCACUGUAUUAUUUUUUUAUUUGAGCCUGAAAAAAAAUUCUUCAGAUAUUUAGUUUUUCAGUAAUCUUUUGUCAUUUUUCACUCAUUUUGCAACUUUUUUUUGUAUUGCUGUGUGGAUAUAUGAAAAAUCCGUUGUUAUCUGUUUCAUUUUUCAAACCAACAAUAGUCUUUAUAUGUAAUAGUAGUUUGUUUUUUUUAAGGGACAUUCAUAGUAUGUUUCUAUUUGAAUGGAAAACUGCCUGUCAUAAUAUGUUAUUUAGAAUGCAAAUUUUUCUGAUAGGAUUAUACCAUUGCCAUUCCAUGCAUUCUAUUUCAUAUCUCAGAUGAUGAAUAUGGAUGAAUUUUGGAAAAAUUAUUGUUUUUAUUUAAUUUUUUCUGUGUUGUGCAGUAUACUAUUUUACCCGACUCAAAAGCAAAGCCUCAAGCGACCAUUGAGAACUUUAGGAGUGUUAGUAAAUUAUCUAUGAACCUAAUUUGGUAAAGAUAUGUUAGUCUUGCCAUAUCAACUUAACAAAACUGCUCUUGGUGAAUGAGAGAGCAACAAUUGCGCAAUUUCUUGUGAAGCUGUAAAUGUCUCACUUUACAAGCUACGAUCUGCUAUAUAACAUAACUUUCUUUCCAACGCAAGCUUUAAAAUAGUAUACCCCCUAUUACUCCUGUUUUUUAAUUUUUUUUAUCAUGUUUCUAAAAUGCAAUGUAUUAUUUUGUUCAAAUAUUUUUUGUUUUAUUUGAUAGA
Messenger RNA from Styela clava, 1669 nucleotides. RefSeq names its product TM2 domain-containing protein 1-like. The record is from RefSeq and is a predicted model, not a curated record. NCBI's taxonomy places the organism in Eukaryota, Metazoa, Chordata, Ascidiacea, Stolidobranchia, Styelidae.